AUUACUUUAUAUACAAUCUAUAUGCCUAUUCUUCGGAUUCAGAUUAUCUCCUUCAUACAAACCUGGAAUAAUCAUAAAAUACAAAAACAACCAAACCGCCCAUAUUUAGUCCCUGGAAAGCCUUUUAUGAAUUAUAAUUUUCCACCUACAGGUGUACUGUAA
Molecule: messenger RNA, 162 nt
Organism: Aspergillus versicolor CBS 583.65
Lineage: Eukaryota; Fungi; Ascomycota; Eurotiomycetes; Eurotiales; Aspergillaceae
Exons: 1
Source: RefSeq, a predicted model, not a curated record